UUCUUAAAAUACAAAUAUCCUCGAAAAGAAAAAGAAAAAAACAAAAAAGAGAAAAGAGAAAAGAGAAGAAAGGUCCAAAUAACAUCGCAACAUUGGCAACCAUGGCUAGAUUGGUUCGAAGACUAUGUCCAUCUGCUAGUCAUCCCGAGGCUCCUCUAAAAUCAAUGACAAUCUCAUCAAAAUGUGCUGCAUGUUACGAAGGUCAUGAAAAUAAGCAAGGCUACAAGUGUAAUAUCUGCGAUUUGUAUCUCCACGAGGAAUGCAUUAACACCAACAUCCUUUCUCGUCAUACACACCCUCUCAAGCUCAACGAUAUGUAUUACUCAAAGACAUGUUCUCUUUGCCACACCAGUCCUACUUCAAUAAUUUAUCAAUGUUCACAAUGUUCUUUUUGUAUUUGUAUCCCUUGUGCGAGAAAACCUCUUAUCAUUAGCCAAAGUAAAGCCCAUGACCACGAACUCCUCCAAUUACCGAUAGAAGUCUCCUUCACUUGUUAUGCAUGUGGGUUGUGUGUUACAGAAUACCCGUGUAUUUGUCUUCAGUGUCGUUUUAUAAUUCAUAGAGUAUGCAUCUCCUUACCACGUGUUAUACGCAUCAAUAGACACGACCAUCGUAUCUCUCGUGUUUCUUCUCUUGGCCCUGGGAAGUGGAUUUGCGGGGUAUGUUAUGAGCAUGUUAAUGGAGAGUAUGGUGCAUAUUCUUGCUUGGCUUGUUCUUAUGUUGCUCAUUCAAAAUGUGCAACAUCUAUUUAUAGUUGGGAUAGGAUAGAACUUGAAGGGGUACCCGAAGAAGAAGAAGAAGUAGAAGAAAGAAAACCAUUUAAAGUGAUAGAUCACAACCAUAUCAAACAUUUUAGCCAUGAACACAAUCUGAAGGCUUCAUUAUCAUCAUCAAGACUCGAGGAACCCCGAGAACAUUGCUAUGCAUGCACCAUUCCUUUGUAUUCUGAAUUGUGCUAUAGAUGCACACAAUGUGAUUUUAUUCUUCACGAUGCAUGCGCAAAUCUCCCUCUGAAGAAAAGACAUGAGUAUAGCUCGCGAAAACUUAAGUUGUAUGCCAAAAGGCAGGACGCCAUACAAUAUUUUAGUUGUGGGGCUUGUAAUCGUUUUUGCACCGGUUUCUCAUAUAUGGAUGAGUACUCUCUAUUUAAGAUUGAUGUGCGAUGUGCUUUGAUUUCUGGUGCAAUCAAACAUGAAAGUCAUCCACAUUUGUUAGUUAUAACUCAGGACAUGGUCUCUAGCCGGAGGUGUGAUAGUUGUGACUCGUGAGAGAAUUGUGAAUGCGAUACUUUGUUGCGGGAUAUGCGAAGAGGAAUUAGAUUCAAAAAGUUGGUUUUACAAAUGCAAU
Molecule: messenger RNA, 1347 nt
Organism: Camelina sativa (false flax)
Lineage: Eukaryota; Viridiplantae; Streptophyta; Magnoliopsida; Brassicales; Brassicaceae
Source: RefSeq, a predicted model, not a curated record